AUGCCACACAAGCGAGCCAAGAAGAGCAUUCGAGAUGUGCAAAGCCAGCAAAGGGGCAAUGACCUGCCUCCGAGCGAAAAGACGACCCAAGGCAGAAAAGAUCUCGGCGGCCUGUCCAAGACGAUGUACAGGGUAUUGAAUGCCGAGAAGAUACGCAACGAACGCAGGCAGAGGUUGGCCAACGCUACCGAGCCCGCUAAGGAUGCAGAGACACGCAGCGCUGUGCAAUCACGGCAAGCUCUCAAGGCCAAGGCAAAGGAGCUCAAGCAGCUACCCGGAGAAAGCGACAGGCAGUUCAAUUUGCGAGUGGAAAACACACUUCAGCCCGGCAUCCUCAAGGCGAUGCGUACUUCGAAAGCCAGGGCGAAAUCAGACAAAGUCGUCGCCCACAAGAAGACGGCCAAGCAAGCUGCUCCGGCGACAGAAGCACUCAAUAGCACCGCCUACAUUCACCAAGAUGCCCAGAACGGCGAGUAUGACCACUCAGGCUUCUCGUCUGCCCAUCUCGUUGUCUCAACAAGAGGCAAUCCAGCAUGA
This is a messenger RNA of Mixia osmundae IAM 14324, 537 nucleotides long. RefSeq lists its product as uncharacterized. The coding region runs from base 1 to 537 and encodes 178 amino acids. The record is from RefSeq and is a predicted model, not a curated record. The transcript is spliced from 4 exons. Lineage: Eukaryota; Fungi; Basidiomycota; Mixiomycetes; Mixiales; Mixiaceae.